GCACUUCUACGCUUGACUACGUGGGGACUCGGAGGCGCCCAGAAAAAUGAAGCCGACCCAACCCUGGCCCGAGGGACGCUCCAGGGCGGCGGAGCAGGGAGGGCCGGGCCACCGCUCGCUGUAACGUGAGCCAGGCUGCGGCGAAGGGCGGCGGGGGCCAUCCAGGGUUGACUCCGGGAGCAGCGCGACAGGAGCCAGACAGCGCUUCGUCCUCCCGGGCGAGGCCGGCCGGCGUCCCCGAGGUGGAAGAGCAGCAGAACUUCCAAGGUCGCGGAGAGACGCCGGGGAAGGACCUCUGUGCAGUUGGAAGGGCAGGGUCCUCAGGACCCGCGCGGCCCAGGAGAGGGGCGGGACCCGGAGCCACAGCCGGUGUCCACUCGGGAAUCUUCGGCCGACGCUCGGCAAUCCCCUUCACCUCCGGCCUGGGCCGCGGGUACGGGGCCGAUCCGGAAACAGCCGAGCGGAUCCGGAAACAGCCGAGAGGACCCGGAAGCGGCCAGCGCCGUCACCAGGGAGUGCGGGAAUCCGCCGUUUGCACUGAGGUAAUGGCGGCAGCUGCGCCGGCGGCCGCGAGCGAGGACGGGCGGCUGCUGCGGCCGGGGGCCGCCAUGGACCCCCAGUCCCUUGAAGGUGUAAAGGUUGAGACCGAGUCAGGUGAGCUCAGCCGGCUUCGGGCUGAGCUGGCAGGCGCCCUGGCAGAAAUGGAGACCAUGAAGGCGGUGGCGGAGGUGAGCGAAAGCACCAAAGCCGAGGCUGUGGCUGCAGUGCAGCGGCAGUGUCAAGAGGAGGUGGCCUCGCUGCAGGCCAUCCUGAAAGACUCCAUCAGCAGCUAUGAAGCCCAGAUCACGUCCCUGAAGCAGGAGCGGCAGCAGCAGCAGCAGGACUCUGAGGAGAAGGAGCGAGAGCUGGGCCAACUGAAGCAGCUGCUGGCCCGGGCCCACCCCCUGGACUCCUUGGAGAAGCAGAUGGAAAAGGCCCACGAGGACUCUGAGAAGCUGCGAGAGAUUGUGCUGCCCAUGGAGCAGGAGAUCGAGGAGCUCAAGGCAAAGCUUCUGAAGGCGGAGGAGCUGAUUCAAGAGAUCCAGAGACGUCCCCGGCACCCCCCUUCCCUGCACGGCUCCACGGAGUUGCUGCCGCUGUCCCGGAACCCAUCUCCGCCCCUGGAGCCCCUGGAGGAGCCGAGUGGCGAUGGGGGCCCAGCCGCCGAGGCCUUCGCCCACAACUGUGACGACAGCGCCUCCAUCUCCUCCUUCUCCCUCGGCGGAGCUGGCAGCAGCGCCUCCCUGCCCCGCAGCCGCCAGGGCCUGAGCCCCGAGCAGGAAGAGACGGCCUCCCUGGUGUCCACGGGCACCCUGGUCCCUGAGGGCAUCUACCUGCCCCCUCCUGGGUACCAGCUGGUCCCAGACAAUCAGUGGGAGCAGCUGCAGGCCGAGGGCCGGCAACUGCAGAAGGACCUGGAGAGCGUCAGCCGCGAGCGGGAUGAACUGCAGGAGGGCCUGAGAAGGAGCACCGAGGACUGCGCCAAGCAGAUGCAGGUGCUCCUGGCCCAGGUCCAGAACUCAGAGCAGCUGCUUCGGACCCUGCAGGGGACCGUGAGCCAGGCCCAGGAGCGGGUGCAGCUGCAGAUGGCAGAACUGGCCACCUCUCACAAGUGCCUGCACCAGGAGGUAAAGCGGCUGAAUGAGGAAAACCAGGGGCUCCGGGCUGAGCAUUUGCCCUCUUCAGCCCCCCAGAGCCUGGAGCAGCUGGAGGGCGAGGACGAGUCACUGCCCAGCUCCGUGCAGGAGCUGCAGCAGCUGCUGCACCGCACGCGGCAGGAGGCGCGCGCCCGGCUGCAGGCCCGGGAGCACGAGGCCGAGCGCCUGCGGAUUGAGAUCGUUACUCUGCGGGAGGCCCUGGAGGAGGAGACGGCGGCCAGGGCCAGCCUGGAGGGGCAGCUGCGGGUGCAGCGGGAGGAGACAGAGGUGUUAGAGGCCUCCCUGUGUAGCCUGAGGACCGAGAUGGACCGGAUCCAGCAGGAACAGAGCCAGGCCCAGCGCCAGGAAGGCCUCCUGCAACAGCCAGGCUCUGGCCGGACAGAAGAGGCCCAGCUCAAAGACCUCCUCUCAGAGCAGAGGGCCAAGGUGCUGCGGCUGCAGGCUGAGCUGGAGACCAGCGAACAGGUGCAGAGGGACUUCGUGCGACUGUCCCAGGCCCUGCAGGUGCGCCUAGAGCGGAUCCGCCAGGCUGGGACUCUGGAGCAGGUGCGCUGCAUCCUGGAUGAGGGAUCCCUCAAGGAUGUGAGGGACAUCAAGGACACCUGAGGGGCCCGGCGAGAACCAUCGCUCCCCGCUUCCACCCCCCCUGGGGAAGACUGCCUUCCUCCAGUCCAGACCCUGAGGCCUGGGCUUUGGGGUGUCAGGACGGAGCUCUCACCCUCUCCAAGCUUGGGAUUGGGGUGCCAGGGCCACCACUGCCCAGCGCCUCCUCCCAGAGUGGCUGGGCCUUCUGCUCUCAGGGAUGACACCGCCCCCUCCUGGAACCAAAGGGCAGGCUGAACCCUGCGGCUCUCUGGCUGCCGUGCUGCCUCCAGCGCCCCCGCUGGCCAACAGCCACGCUGGCACAGUCCGUCCCCGUCUGUCCCGAGGCACAGCCGAGCUGUGUGGUGGCUGGCAGCCUCUGUCAGCAUCAGUGGGUCCCUCAUGCACACCCUGAGACAGGCAGCUGCUUUCUGGACGCAUGACACUAAGACGCUUGUCCACGGGGCCUGACGCAGGCCUCGAGACGUGCACGGAGGCGAGGCCAGAAUUUUCUGUCAUUUAUUUUCAAUAAAUAAGCAGCUCAGCUCA
Messenger RNA from Marmota monax (woodchuck), 2828 nucleotides. RefSeq names its product rabaptin, RAB GTPase binding effector protein 2 (gene Rabep2). Gene Ontology annotation, molecular function: growth factor activity; GTPase activator activity. Gene Ontology annotation, cellular component: intracellular membrane-bounded organelle. The record is from RefSeq and is a predicted model, not a curated record. The transcript has 14 exons. Lineage: Eukaryota; Metazoa; Chordata; Mammalia; Rodentia; Sciuridae. The coding region runs from base 546 to 2303 and encodes 585 amino acids. Gene Ontology annotation, biological process: endocytosis.